AGCAUCGUCGAUCUGGAAGUGAUUUGCAGUGGUUCGGAGGUUAUUGUCUUUGUGAAAUGACUUCUUUCACCCAAAUUUGAAAAUUCAAUACAAAUUCAAUCGUUACUUUUAUUCACUGAAGAACGGAAUCUCAAUGUCUGGGAAGUCGGGAAAUGUGGUGGUGACUGUUGUUCGUAAGACGUUGUGUUAUUGCCAAACUUGAUUUGUAUUGGUUUUUUAUGGGGUUGGCUUGUGAUCAACAGCAGGCAGCAUCGCCAUUCAAGCAAUUGACGGCAAUGUAUUAAAGGAAACAAAUUUACAAGUAUUCCAAAAUGCGACACAAUUUGAUUGAACCUGGUGACAAUGAAGAUAUUACCAGGGAACGGCUAGGCUCAUCUUUUUCGGUUGGUAAAUUGGCAGCAUUUAUACACGGUGGUGAAGAAAAGCUUCGUAGAAGACAUGAAAUACUGAAAUUUGUAGAGUCUCAGAAAGAUUUUCAAGAUCCAAUACCACCUGAAUUCAUGAGCCGUAAAGAACGAGUUGAGAAUAAUGCGCGAAAGAUCGUAGCGAUGACCGAUAAAAUGGCGUUUAUUGACCAGUCAGAUAUGUCAGGAGAAGGACUAUUUUUUCAAAGUCUGGUAAUGGGACGUGAUUUCCAUGCAAUGUCGUUGCACUAUGCGAUGUUCAUACCAACCAUUCAAGGACAAGCGGAUGAUGAUCAGUUGGACUAUUGGCUUCCGUUGGCUGUUUCUCGAGGCAUCAUCGGGACAUAUGCGCAAACUGAACUUGGACAUGGUACUAAUAUUUCGAACUUGGAAACAACGGCAACGUAUGAUGAGAAAACAGAAGAAUUCGUGCUACAUACACCAUCAGUUUCGGCAACGAAAUGGUGGUCAGGUGGUCUUGGAAAGUCGUCAAAUUAUGCCAUAAUUCCUGCCCAACUUAUCAUUAAUGGAAGCAAUAAAGGCUUACAUAUGUUCAUUGUUCAACUCCGAGAUCUUGAUACUCAUAUGCCUUUAUCUGGCAUCACAGUUGGAGAUAUUGGUCCUAAAAUGGGCAUUCCUGGCAGUGACAACGGAUUUCUUAUAUUUAACAACUAUCGCAUCCCACGUAAAAAUAUGUUCAUGCGUUAUUCACAAGUCUUAUCAAAUGGUGAAUACAUUGCUCCGAAAAAUUCCAAAUUGCGUUAUGGUACAAUGGUAUUUGUACGGUCAAUUAUGGUACGACAUCAGGCUAUGCAAUUAGCUGCCGCAGUUACAAUAGCUAUACGUUAUUCUGCUGUUAGAAGGCAGGGAGAGUGGAAACCUGGUUUGAAAGAAGUUCAAAUACUUGAUUAUCGAACGCAACAGUAUCGGAUUCUCCCUUACCUUGCCCAGUCUUUUGUGUUUUUAUUUGCUGCCACAGAAGUAAAAGAUUUAUAUAUGAAGGUCAGCGAACAACUUUCGCAUGGUAAUACUGAAUUGCUACAAGAACUACACAUCCUUUCUUCAGGCUUGAAAGCUGUUGUCACAUGGGAAAUUGCAAAGGGUAUAGAACAAUGUCGAUUAGCAUGUGGUGGACAUGGUUAUUCACAUGCAUCGGGUUUGCCGGAAAUUUACUCUUUCGCUGUUGCUGGUUGUACAUACGAAGGAGAAAAUAUUGUCAUGCUGCUUCAGGUUGCACGGUUUUUAAUGAAAACAAUUAAAGAAAUACGGUCUGACAGUGCUCAUCUAGCAGCAGUUGCCAGUUAUUUGCUUGAUGGUAGGAGAUAUAAGUCUAGUUUUCGAAUAUGGCGAACUGUUAAAUAUGAGGAUUUAAUUGGAGAUUUCGAACAAGUCGCUAGAAACCAGAUUUACUGGACAUUUGAUUAUCUGCAACAGCUUCAAAAAGAUAAUCGUUCUCCUGACGAUGCUUGGAACUGCGCUUCUGUUGAGCUAUGUCAAGCAAGUCGAGUGGGCAUUAUUAAAGCUUUCAUGCUUGUGUCAUUUUGUUACACAGCAACUUCUAUCUGUCAUUUUAUCUUGCUAUAUUGCAUAUUCUUUGUUUUAUGGCAAAAAGUUAUUUCUCAAGAAUAGCACAGUGCAGAGAACCAGAGAUCGCACGAAUAUUAGACCUGAUUGGCAAACUUUACUUGCUUCAUGAGAUUUCCGCUCAUUGUUACUCUUUCAGAAAGGCAGAUUAUAUGUCAGAUGAACAAAUGAAAAACGUAAAGUGUGGUAUCUAUGAAAUAUUGGGAAAUUUACGUCCGGAUGCUGUGGCCAUAGUAGAUUCAUUUGAUUUUUCGGAUCGUGAACUUCAUUCUGUUCUUGGUCGACGUGAUGGUAACGUUUAUGCGGCAAUGCUUGAAUGGGCAAAAUAUUCGGAGUUGAAUGAAACUGAGGUACUGUCAACAUUCAAGAAGUAUUUGGGACCUAUGAUGAAGGAUGGCCGAUCAAAAAUUUAAAUUUCUUAACUGUUUUUUUCUAAUUUUUUAUAUAUCUUUAAGUAAAUUAUUACUAUCUGUUGUUUUUUAAAAUAAAAUAAAUUAUUACUAUC
Messenger RNA from Loa loa (African eye worm), 2493 nucleotides. Its product is annotated as acyl-CoA oxidase, variant. The transcript is spliced from 16 exons. Gene Ontology annotation, biological process: fatty acid beta-oxidation using acyl-CoA oxidase; lipid homeostasis. The coding region runs from base 312 to 2033 and encodes 573 amino acids. Lineage: Eukaryota; Metazoa; Nematoda; Chromadorea; Rhabditida; Onchocercidae. Gene Ontology annotation, molecular function: FAD binding; fatty acid binding; acyl-CoA oxidase activity. The record is from RefSeq and is a predicted model, not a curated record. Gene Ontology annotation, cellular component: peroxisome.